AUGGUUCUGGACAUUUCCCGCAACCUCUUCUCCAAUUUUCGGGUUCGUGCCGUUCUGCACCGCAACCCCGUGGCAUGGGACCUCGAGGUCGUUCAGUCGGACGGGCUUGCCUAUGCUGCCAUUCAGAGCCAGCAGCCUCCAGGCGACGAGAAGUUGUCCGACGACAUGGACAUCUUCUGA
This is a messenger RNA of Symbiodinium sp. CCMP2592, 180 nucleotides long. The record is from the annotation of a GenBank genome assembly. NCBI's taxonomy places the organism in Eukaryota, Dinophyceae, Suessiales, Symbiodiniaceae.